Molecule: messenger RNA, 3400 nt
Organism: Bombus huntii
Lineage: Eukaryota; Metazoa; Arthropoda; Insecta; Hymenoptera; Apidae
Product: photoreceptor-specific nuclear receptor-like
Exons: 10
Coding region: 440-2095 (551 amino acids)
Biological process (GO): anatomical structure development; cell differentiation; positive regulation of transcription by RNA polymerase II
Molecular function (GO): nuclear receptor activity; zinc ion binding; RNA polymerase II cis-regulatory region sequence-specific DNA binding
Source: RefSeq, a predicted model, not a curated record
UGUCGAGACACCUCUGCAAGCCACCAACGACGUCGACCUCCGGUGAUACGGGACGAUCGAACCUAGCUAACGUCGAUCUCUCGCCGAGAGACACCGACUUCGAGACGUCAUACGUCGUCGUUGCUCGAGCUGACGCGGUUCCAUCGAUUUCUAAGAUUCUGUCAACUGACGAGCCGACCUGGAUCUCCGAGACACGGAGGUUUUAGUUUCGAGGUAGUUUUCGUGGACCGUCGGGGUGAAUCAGUGUUUCGUCAGAAGUUCCAUGAGACUAAGUUUCGAUGGGUGCUUUGUUUGUCAAAGUUUGUAAUAUUUUGAGUAUGAUACGAAUUUGGACAGUUGAACUGUUGACGUGCGCGAGUGUUGAAGAGUGAACUUGAUUAUAUAGUCUUGUAACUAGUAUAUUGCCUUUUAUAUAACGAGGAAUGUUCGUUGAUACACCAUGAACGGAGCAACGUCGGUUACUACUUCUGAAGAACAUCAGCAUCAACAUCAGCAACCGCAGAAUGAACCACCACCGGAGCAUCCGAGGAGCCCUACCAGCCCUUUGAGCAUUCGACAUGACUCUGGCGAGAGCAGCGUAAUCUCUCCAGGAUUACCAGAGCGUUACAGUCCUUUGGGGGCGACAGGAUCGACCUCGAGUCACGAUCCUUACGCCUCGAGGUCUGUUCAAGAAUGUCCGGUCCCCCUUUGCAGAGGAAUACCCACGGAUUUCCCUCUUGCGAGAUCGCCAUACUUAACUGCUUUGGGAAACGGACAUCCUCAUUUGUUGGGACAAGUUCAGCAGCAGCAGCAACAACAACAGCAACAGCAGCAGCAGCAGCAACAACAACAACUGCAACCGCAACAUGGCAGCAAACCACCACGCAGCCUUGGCUUGAUAUGCGUGGUCUGCGGAGAUACUAGCUCUGGGAAACAUUACGGAAUUCUCGCUUGCAACGGAUGCAGUGGUUUCUUCAAAAGAAGCGUGAGGCGGAAGCUGAUAUAUAGAUGUCAAGCCGGUACCGGAAGAUGUGUUGUGGACAAAGCUCACCGAAAUCAGUGUCAGGCGUGCCGUUUGAAGAAAUGUAUGCAGAUGGGAAUGAAUAAAGACGAACAUGUCUCUUCCACUUCAUGGAUGCUGUAUGCUGUACAGAAUGAACGGCAACCCAGAAACACUGCCACCAUUAGACCAGAGGCUCUCGUCGAGAUGGACCAGGAACGCGCGCUUCGAGAGGCAGCAGUAGCCGUCGGUGUUUUUGGACCACCUGUGUCUUUAGCUAUGGCGAGAUACACGACACCAUUGCCUUUACCCACCGUUGCACCGACAACAAAUUCGACGAAUCCUCCAACACCACCGCGGCAGGAUAAUGAAGAUGGAAAUGCAUCUGAAGAUAGUAUAGACGUAACAAAUGAGGAACCAUUGACACCCCAAAGAAGCGGUUGCACGCAAAUUCCGCCUGUGAUUCCCUCGUUGUAUUCGCCUGCUAGUGCUGAAACGGUCUACGAAACCAGUGCUAGAUUGCUUUUCAUGGCUGUAAAGUGGGCCAAGAAUCUUCCGUCUUUCGCGAGUUUGCCUUUCAGAGAUCAGGUGAUACUUUUAGAAGAGGCCUGGUCAGAGCUUUUCCUUCUGAACGCAGUACAGUGGUGCCUUCCACUCGAAUCGUCGCCUCUCUUCAAUUCCGCGGAACUGACUGCCUUGACUCUGUCGCCGCAUCCGCACCCUCAUUCCGGAAUCCAUAUGCAAACUACCACGGGCAAACCGAGUCAAGUUGCAGCAGAUGUGAGGCAUUUGCACGAUACCUUGCAGAGAUAUAAGGCUGUCAUGGUUGAUCCUGCCGAAUUUGCCUGUAUGAAGGCUAUAGUACUAUUUCGACCAGAAACCCGUGGCUUAAAGGAUUCCAGUCAGAUAGAAAACUUGCAGGAUCAAGCGCAAGUGAUGUUAGGCCAACACGCUAGGGCGCAGCAACCAGGAAGUCCAGCAAGAUUCGGCAGAUUAUUACUGUUACUGCCGUUGCUGAGGACAGUGCCAGCAUCGAGGGUGGAACUGAUAUACUUUCACAGAACAAUCGGCAACACUCCAAUGGAGAAAGUCUUGUGCGACAUGUAUAAAAAUUAAAGAUCAUUCUUCAGCGAUAUUUCACCCGGAACAAUAAAAAAGAAACAUUUCACGAGAAUUUUCGAAUAAUCGAUUCUUGUACAGUGCCACGUUAAAGUCAGGAUAAGUGAAAUUUUACCGACUUCAUAGUAUUGAGAAUAAUUUUAUUUCUGUAAGGUGUUCGUUCCAUUCUGUGACAUAGUUCACAUUUUUCCAUUAAAAUAAAACCUCGAACGUCAAAAAAUAUAAAAAUACGCGAAGUAUUCGACAUCGUAAUCGAAUCGUCACCAAAGUAAACGUAUCGCUGAUUUGAUCGAGAUUCCUUUGUAGUACCUGUACCUUCGGAUACAGUAUAUAAAAGAACACGAAGGACUUUUCUUUGCGAGAAUAUAUAAGUAUGCGAACUGAAGUGCAGCGUAGACGUUGAAAGUACUCAUUCAACAACAGAUUUGAAAAAAAAGACUAACAGGUAUGAAUAAACAAUUGAGCCGACUAAAUAAUCGAGAACGAUGUGUGAAAGCUUUGGCCUAAGGACGAAGCCCCAAGUAUGACCCUUUAAUAAAUUCUUCGCCUCGUCUAGUGAUUUCUUUCUACUAGAUCGGGACCGAGUAACGAUGGAUCCUUCGAGAAAAGUAACGAAUCGAUAAGUACAGUAUUUAGUUUAAUGGUUCAACGGUAUCUAAGUGAAACGAGGGAUACUCAGUUCUGACAUAAAGAUACAGAUAUAUACACAUAUUUAUUUAUUAUAAAAAUGUUUAUCGAACAUUAGGUUCGACGUGUUGACCAAGUCGUUUUAUCUUUCAGUUUUAAGUAGUCAAUUUUAUACGAAUCACACUAAUGACAAAAAUUUUCACUGGAGUAAAGAAUUUUUAUUUAAUUUAUUCGUGAGUUUUUUUAAGGUAUUAUUUAUGCUCACUGAAAUAUGUAAGAUAAGGUUUUGAAUAUACUUGAAUAACUGAUACAAACUUUCGGACAGCUGUAAAAAGAUACACGUCUGUGCUUUUCUUGUAUAUUUCGUGUUGUGAUACUAUUUGCUGUAAAAGUCUAGAUACUGAGUCACAUGACAUAUAUUGUAAUGAUUACCUAACCACUUGUAAUAAAAGUACACAUGCGUAAGAAUCGUCAAGACGCCCUCCCAUCAACCCCCUCCAUUGCGAUUUAUUUAUCAUCAUGUUAAAAUUUACAAUUUCAAUUUUCGUUUGGUCGCUAUAAAUAAAAAUUUAUACUUUUAUUUAUAUUUACUCUAUUUAUAUUAUUUACAUUAAUAUAUUAUACAUAUACUAUAUAUAAUAUGUUACAUAUAUAUACAAUCUAUUUACAACAAUA